Molecule: messenger RNA, 372 nt
Organism: Musa acuminata subsp. malaccensis (wild Malaysian banana)
Lineage: Eukaryota; Viridiplantae; Streptophyta; Magnoliopsida; Zingiberales; Musaceae
Source: RefSeq, a predicted model, not a curated record
AUGCAGAGCGGCUACACGACCCUGCUCGAUGUCAACCGGGCUGUGUUGUCCAUCGCCUUCUCCCACACGUCUGCUAUGCUACGCGAGCAAUGGGGUGACGAGUCCGGUGCUGAUGGCGGUGAAGAGAUGGAGAGGGUGACGGAGGACCUCAUCGCGGGCUUGCCGGGGGAAGACCAGGAGAUCAUACUGCCAUACUGGCUCGAGGACUUCGCCGCCUCCGACUCCGACUGGCCCAACCUUUCUCGCUUCUUAAACGUCAACACAAAGGUCAAAAUAUCUGUGUCAAUGUCAAAAUUAAGUACUUAUGGUGUUGUUGAUGCGAUAUAUACAUUUUCGAAGUAUAAAACCAAAAGGAAUACAAUUGCACUGUGA